CCUCACGCAGCCUUGCAGUGAGCACAUAGCGAACUAUUCUUUCGCCUUUUACUAAAGAAUACCGUGUGCGCGCUGCUUUAAAGAGGCAUACGUCUAUUUUUGGAGGGAUAAUCCUUAAUUGGAUUGUUCCAACAAUGCUUAGUUGAACAUUUAAUAGUUUCCCUAUCAGGGGAUGUCCAAAUUAGUUCCGUACUGCUGCGUUCUUUAGCGGCAAAACACAAAAUGAAAUACCAGAGCUGCAGAAGAAGUUGAUUACUUCCCAGAUUUAUCGGUUUUGAUUUUAAUUUCCCCACGGAUAAUAACCUGCUUUCUUUGUGUAUUUUGUAAGUAUGGUGCUGAGCGGAGACAAAACUACACUUAAUACGUUACAGAAAAGUUUACGGCGAUCCGCUACUAAUAUUUAUGGAUUUUAGCGGUUUAAGUAUGUUUAUAGAACUUUUCCAUCCAAUUUUCAGCACAUAUUUCCAAACGCCAUUGUGUGUUGCUGGAUGGUGUUUUCGAGAAUGAUUUUGGGAAGCAGCCCUAUACAAUCUCUAGAUCAAAUUUAAUAAAAAACAAAGUCUUCAACAAACAACACAGGGAAGAAGCUCCCUCUACUGGACGAACUCAAGCCCUUAAAGACCAUCAUGCCUAGAGAAAAUUGCAGUAGAGAAGAUUCUGUCAUACAAAGUGAUUACACAUCUGUAGCUUUAACACUACCAAUACAAGUUAACCGUAAGGAUCUUCACACUGAAAAGGAAGGAAAGAGUGCAUAAAAGGAAACACUUGCUGGCUGCUUGUUUCACUUACGACUGACACUCCUCUCUCCCUCUGCUUCCCAUCUGUUUAUGUCUAACUGAGUGUAGGAGUGAGACACAUGAUAAGUGGGAUGCGAGUGAAGGACGAGACGAUCCGUUUGAACACUGGUGAUUUGUGUGGGAGUAAUGAACUAAGGAAAGCAGGUUGAGAGAGUUUUAGAGAGAGAAUUUCUAAUAUUUCUAGAGUGAGAGAAAAAGAGAUCCCCCACCAAGUUACCAAGGCUGCACAAGAAGCAGGGGAUUGCUGCUUCCCAGAUUCAUCGGUUUUUUAGUUUAAUUCCCCAUGAAGAAGAACCUGCUUUCUUUGUGUAUAAUUUGUAAGUAUGGUGCCGUGUGGAGACAAAAAGUAUUAAUCAAGACGACGAUCAAAUGAUGCGCUGUAUUAUCUUGGAUUUGUAUGUGCUUUAUUUGCGGACUUCUUCUAGCUUGGAAGAGAAUCAGCGACAGCUAAGUUCCUAUAUUUGUUUGAGAUAAAUAAUAAUAAUAAUCUCAAACCUCUAUUCCCCUCAUCCAUUCCUUCAACUUGCACCAGACGGGAAGCGAAUCUCCAUCGUCAUUAAUUUGCCUUUUUUGUUUUUUGUUUAAAGAAUUAUCAAAUUGCCAUACGCUCCACAAUGUCCUCUUCUGCUUAACAAUAUUCUUUAUCAUUAUAUAUAAAAAAAAUCAAAUAUAAAUACUAUUUAAAUUACACAAUCAAAAUGGUUGAUUAUAGAUAGAAAUAUAGAUAGCAGCCGUUUACAGAAUCUUAAGCAACAAUGUGCGGUGGUAAACGAGGAGAUAGAUUAGCGAUCAAAAAACAUUUCAGGUUUUUCUACUAAAUAUCAACAAACAGUUCCGUUAAAAUUUCACAGUAAAGUUCAUCUGUUGAUGCAGUGCUCGUAUAUUGGAUUUGUGUUGCAGAAGUGCCUAAGGUUGUGUGCUCCACCUCCAUUUUUGCAGUGGGAUCAAAUGAUUGACUGGUGUGUGCAGAAUUGGGGAGGGGGAAAAUCUGCUAAGUCUAAAGUGUGUCGCCUUACUUGGUGUGUUGUCCUCAGCUGGGUUUGGCGUGAGUGAUACUUGCGUUUGUAUGGAGAUCGGCCUGCUCGUUCCCCAUUGGAGAUCUGUAGUGUAGUGCGUGGUGAAGUGGCAUGCAGGGUGAAUGGAGAUCCAGAGAUGCAGAAAGUUCUUGUCUCCUUGAUGGAGGUUGAUAGUUAGAUUUUUCUUUCUGAUAGUUAUAGAAGCUAUAUAGCUCUUGUAUAUGACAGUUUGAGAGGCAUUUGUAGCUUUGCAAAUGGCCCGAGCUUAAUGAAAUUUUUAGAUUCCCAUCUAAAAAAAUUUCACAGAGAAAAACAACAAACGAAAUCGAAAAACAUGAAUCAUAGAUAGACUAUACUUCUCCAAAUGCGCUCUCCAUACCUCUACGUCGUGGGUCACAGCCUUGUCAACAAAACAACGAAACAUUGAUUGAGAAUCACCCAAAAUUAGAAACCACCAUAAAUCCAUGAGACAGUAGUUACAUCACACAAAGGAAUAUGUACCUUGGGCAUUUGUACUUGUACAAUAGCCACCAUUUAUUAUCAUGAUUAUAUUAAUGCAAUGAUGAGAUAUUUACUUAGCAGCAUAAACUAUCAACGAACGACAUUAAGCGGACAAAUAAAUUUUACGAUCAAAUCAUCAAUUAUUCACCUUAUUAAUGAUCAUUUAGUAGAUUCCUAACUUUUUCUUAGAUGAUUAGUACUAGCAUCAAAGCUUGAAUAAGAAGUUUUUUUUUAUAAGCUCGAAUAAGAAGUUAGCAGCCACAACUAGCUAACUUCUAUUUUUGAGUAGUUUUGCUGCAAUGCUGGAAAAAGGAAAAGAAAAGACGCUUUUUAACGACCCUAGGAAAAGAAAAGGACCCGCUAAAGAAAAACGGAAGAGAGAAACCCGACCCGACUGACCCAGAAAAUGGUUGCUGAAGGUGGAGUGAGGGCGAGAGCCUUUGCUUGUUAUCUAGCUAGUGUAGUCAACAACACACACUGCUUUAUAGCUCCAUCCAUCUCCUCUUCUCUCCCCCAUUUCUUCCCCUUCCGAUCAAACCUACCCACCAUUACCAAGAUGAAGACCCACCACGGUCCAAAUUUACCGGUCAUAUUCCUCAUCCUCGCCCUCUUCACACUUCUCCCACUGAAUCCAGCCGCCGGAGCCGACGCCAGUACCCUCACUUACCUGUGGCCCCUCCCCGCCGACUUCGAUUCCGGCGAGCAGACUCUCUCCGUUGACCCCGACCUUGCCCUAGUCGGCGAUGGAAACGGCGGCAAGUCGGCGAUCGUCAAGGACGCCUUUGACAGGUACAAGGGGAUUAUAUUCAAGCGCGGCGGGAGUGGCAGCAGGCGGUCCUUGGCCUUGGAGAGGUUUACUGGUGGUCGAAAGGGGAAGCGAUCGGCUAGCUACGAUAUUGCAGGGUUGAAAAUCGUCGUGCAUUCAGAGAGCGAGGAGCUUGCGCUAGGAGUGGAUGAGAGCUACAAGCUAUUUAUAGGGAAGAGUGAUGGGCAGUCCAUUAUAUGGGAAGCUACUAUCGAGGCGAAUACCAUCUACGGGGCGUUGCGGGGUUUGGAGACUUUCAGCCAGUUGUGUAUAUUUGACUAUGGAACUAAAUCUGUACAAAUACACAAGGCUCCAUGGUACGUUCAAGACAAGCCAAGGUUCGAUUACCGCGGGAUGAUGAUCGACACGUCAAGACACUAUUUGCCGGUUGCUGUUAUCAAGCAGAUCAUUGAAUCCAUGUCCUAUGCCAAAUUUAAUGUGCUGCAUUGGCACAUCAUAGAUGAGCAGUCAUUUCCGCUGGAGGUGCCAUCAUAUCCAAAAUUGUGGAAAGGUUCAUAUUCAAAUUGGGAGCGCUACACUGUUGAGGAUGCAUAUGAAAUUGUUAACUUUGCCAAGUCCAGAGGCAUAAAUGUAAUGGCCGAAGUAGAUGUCCCUGGUCAUGCAGAAUCAUGGGGAGUUGGAUACCCUGAUCUUUGGCCUUCUUCCUCCUGUAGAGAGCCACUGGACGUUACAAAGAAUUUUACCUUUGAUUUGAUAUCAGGGAUGCUGUCAGACAUGAGGAAAAUUUUCCCUUUCGGCCUCUUCCACUUGGGCGGAGAUGAAGUUAACACAGAUUGCUGGAGUUCCACCCCUCAUAUUAAGAAAUGGCUUGCGGAGCGGAACUUGACCACAAAAGGUGCAUAUGAGUAUUUUGUACUCAAAGCUCAAGAAAUAGCAAUUUCAAAAGGUUGGACCCCAGUCAACUGGGAAGAGACAUUCAAUGCAUUUCCAUCAGGCCUCAACCCAAAGACCAUAGUGCAUAAUUGGUUGGGCGGAGGAGUUUGUCCAGCAGCGGUUGCUAAAGGUUUUAGAUGCAUAUUUAGCAACCAAGGUUUCUGGUACCUUGACCACUUGGAUGUUCCUUGGGAGGAUGUUUAUACAGCAGAUCCAGUUGAAGGAAUCUUUGAUGCCUCCAAGCAGAAGCUUGUCAUUGGCGGAGAAGUUUGCAUGUGGGGCGAGACUGCUGAUACCUCCGAUGUCCUGCAAACAAUUUGGCCACGAGCUGCUGCUGCUGCAGAGCGGUUAUGGAGCAAGAAAGAAGACAUAUCUGGGAACAUUACGCUAACUGCAUUACCGCGGUUGCACUACUUCAGAUGCCUAUUGAACAGACGUGGAGUUGCAGCUGCUCCAGUCAAUAACAAAUAUGCCAGGCAACCUCCAAUCGGCCCAGGUUCAUGCUAUUUGCAAUGAUCCCAUGUGGCUGCUUCCUGUAUUCAUGCAAGGAUUGUGCUAUAACGAUCUUUAUGUUUGUGAAAAUUCCAUUUGUUCAACUUUACAGUUCUUCUUCUAGUAUGGGAACCACCAGGUGCCCGUAACCUGGUUUGAGCCUAUACCCUGUUGUUGUAAUUUAUUUAUUAAGGAAUCGGGUUAACCAAUUUCUGCUCCUAGUUGAACUUACUUGCCUUCCAUUUGAGAUCAUGGUCACUCCUAAUUAGGUUUCUACUCUGCUCUCUCCGGUGUGGAUUGUUAUCUGUGAAUGUCUCUGAAAGUGUUUAGUUUGGUUAUCAGCAAAGGUGACAAGUGAGUCUGCUGAGCUAACCUGUCUACUAAUCCAGGAAAUAGUUGCACUGAACGCUAGACUUUUUGACGAGGAAGAGACACAGAUGAUGUUGACGGACAGUGGCCAAAAUCCAUUUUAAUGAUGUUCUUUCAAAUCCACUGUUUGGCUGACGAGAAUCUGUACUCCACUUAGGACGUGAAGGAUUUACAAACGAUCCGAUUACAAGUUAAGAUUUUUCUGAUAUUAUGAGGAUACUUUCUCGUUCGAUUAUGAUCUCUUCUUAGAAUUCACAUACGAACACAAUCAUUGUGAAAUUCAUCAACCAACCAGACAACAGAUUUCCAAAAGCUGUUAUGUACGACUAACCUCAUCUUAUAACUGUCUUUUUCAUGCUUGGGAAUCAAGUCAAAGGAAGUGUAGUCUGUUAACUUUAAUAUGACAUAUCCUAAGUUGUUUGCAAAUAAGUAACCACAAAAGGCAUGACCAACCUUGGAAUCUUAGCUCUCGGUUGUCCAGGAAGUCUGUUUGUGUAUCUUUUAUCAGUAACUUAUUACAGAUAUACUUUGUAGUUUAUAGCAUCUCGCGACCAUAGUUUUGAUUUUGAAGGGUCCUACCAUUUUCUUAUGAUGAUUUGAGGAAAAGCAUUACCAACCUCAAUUCCCAUUAUCGGAAAAUUGCAUCUUCCGAUCUUAUUCCUAAUCUUUUUCUAUAUUAGAUGAACGGGUAAAUGUCACAUUUGGUUAUUGCGAUUACUAACUCAUGUCAUGUUUGGUCACUUGGAAAAAAUUAAUAUCAAUUUUGGUCACUCGAAUGACUGAAACACGUCACAUUUAGUUACUCUCCCGUUAGUUUCCGUCCAACUCCGUUAAUAGAGUUGGAUGGAGGCUAACGGAGAUUGACUAAAUGUGACAUGUUUCAGUAAUUCGAGUGGCAUUCAUACAAAAAAAAAAAAAAAAAUCGAGUGACUGGAGUUGGAUGAAGGCUAACGGGAGAUUGACUAAAUGUAACUUGUUUUAGUACUUUGAGUGACCAAAAUGAUAUUACUUUUUUUUAAUGCUAAACAUAAUACGAAUUAGUAAUCUCAGUGACCAAAUGUGGCAUUACCCUUAGAUGGACGUUGGACGAGAGAAAGUGUUUUGUCAUAUAUGGUCAAAUAUGGUUUAAGUGUUAAAAAAAAGAAGUGUAUAGCUCAGAUGGAACCUGAAAUUUUAUGGAUGAUGUGAUAUAGUUACAAUUCUUUGAUCAUGUGUAUAAUUCCUACCAUAUAGGCGGUAUAUUAGAUAGAUGUAUUAUACUCAUUUAUUGACUCAAAAUUUAGGGAUGGCAAAAAUAUCCGUAACCGUGGAUAUUAGUGCGAAUUCGGUCUAAAUGGGUAUGGCAAAACCCGAACCCGAAGGACAUUUAGUGGGUACGGGUAAAACUCGAACCUGAAUAUUCUGGGUAAUGGGUGGGCAUGAGUUUCUCACUAUCCAACCCGAACCUGCCCGAUUAUACACAUACAUAUGUAUUUUGUCUAUAAAUAAUCAUUAUAUUUCUCUAACAUAUUUUAUAUUUAGCAUAUAAAUAUAAUAUUUUCGU
This is a messenger RNA of Linum trigynum, 6417 nucleotides long. The record is from the annotation of a GenBank genome assembly. NCBI's taxonomy places the organism in Eukaryota, Viridiplantae, Streptophyta, Magnoliopsida, Malpighiales, Linaceae.